GGGACACCGCGGGGACACCGCGGGGACAGCCGCCACCCAGCCCGGGGACACCGGGGACUGUCCAUGGGGACAUCGAUCUGUGCUCCUGGGGACAGCUGGACCCCUGGGGACAUCACCCUGUCACCCUGGGGACAUCGAUCUGUGCCCCUGGGGACAGCUGGACCCCUGGGGACAUCACCCUGUCACCCUGGGGACAUCGAUCUGUGCCCCUGGGGACAGCUGGACCCCCUGGGGACAUCACCCUGUCACCCUGGGGACAUCGAUCUGUGCUCCUGGGGACAGCUGGACCCCUGGGGACAUCACUCUGUGACCCUGGGGACAUGGAUCUGUGCCCCUGGGGACAGCUGGACCCCCUGGGGACAUCACCCCGUCACCCUGGGGACAUCGAUCUGUGCCCCUGGGGACAGCUGGACCCCCUGGGGACACCAGGGACUGUCCCUGGGGACAUCAUCCUGUGACCCUGGGGACACCGCUCUGCCCCUGGGGACAGCUGUACCCUCUGGGGACAUCACCUUGUGCCCCUGGGGACAUCGAUCUGUGCCCUCUGGGGACACCGCUCUGUGCCACCUGGGGACACCUGUCCCCUGCCCCUAUGCCACCUGGGGACACCUGUCCCUUGUCCCUGCGCCGCCUGUCGCCGCCCUGGGGACAGCCCGAGGUGUCCCUGGGGAAGGGCCGGGCCGCUCGGUGACCCCCGCGGUGUCACCCGCUGUCCCCUCUGUCCCCGCAGCCGUCAAGUUCGGCCGCAUGUCCAAGAAGCAGCGGGACCGGCUGCAGGCCGAGGUGCUGGAACAGCUGGAAAAGCGGGAAAACCGGGAAAAAAACCGGGAACAACGGGAACAAACCCGGGAAAACCGGGAACAAACCCGGGAAAACCGGGAACAAACCCGGGAACAACGGGAACAAACCCGGGAAAACCGGGAACAAACCCGGGAAAACCGGGAACAAACCCGGGAAAAAUGGGAAAAGGGGGAAAAGCGGGAGGAGGAACGGGCGGCCCCGGGGCCACCGCAGCCCCCCCCGGCGGGGCGCUGUCCCCCGCUGUCCCCCGCUGUCCCCGCGGGCUGUCCCAGCAGGGCGUGGCCCGCGGAGGAGGUGACAAAGCGGGGACAGGAUGGGGACAGGGCGGGGACAGCGGGGACAGGGCCGAUCCCUCAGCCCGGUGCCGGCGGAGUCCCGGAGUCACCCGCGGGCCUGGAGAUCGAGCUGCUGACACAGAGUGUCCUGCUGUCACACCGUGCCACGUGCCACCCCCGCGCCGAGGACCUCCAGGGCCACCGCUGGGCCACCUUCAGCCCCGAGGAGAUCCGCGCCUACCAGAGCCAGCCCAUGGCGGAGAUGUGGCAGCGCUGUGCCCGCCGUGUCACCGAGGCCAUCGAGCGCGUGGUGGAGUUCGCCAAGCGCCUGCGCGGCUUCCUGCAGCUCAGCCAGCACGACCAGAUCGUCCUGCUCAAGGCGGGUGCCAUGGAGGUUGUCCUGCUCCGGAUGUGCCGCGCCUUCGACGCCGCCACCGGCACGGUCCUGUUCGAGGGCAAACUGGCGGGGCCCGAGCUCUUCCGCUCGCUCGGGUGUCCCGAGCUCGUCGCGUCCGUCUUUGACUUCGCGCGGGGGCUGAGCGCGCUGCGCUGCUCCGAGAGCGAGCUGGCGCUGCUCAGCGCGCUGCUGCUGCUCAACGCCGGCCGGCCGUGGCUGCAGGACCGCCAGCGGGUGGCGCGGCUCCAGGGACAGCUCGAUGUCGCCUUCCGGCUCCUGCUGCGCCGGACCCGCCGCGAGGGGCUCCUGGCACGGCUGCCCGCCCCGGGCCGGCUCCGCGCUCUGUGCUCGCAGCACCUGGAGCAGGUUCAGGCUUUCCGCCGCCUGCACCCCGCGGGGGUCUCGGCCGCCUUCCCCCCGCUCUACCGGGAGCUCUUCGCCCCCGACCCCGCCGAUGGCCCCGCGGGGACCCGCUGAGCGCCACCCGGGGACCGCGGCGACUACCGGGACCAUCCGUGACCCUGCUGAGCGCGACAUCAGGACCGCCGGGAUCAUCGGGAUUACCGGGACCGCCCCUGCACCUGGGGACACCUGGGGGUGCUCCCGCCCCGGCACCUGGCGGGGUUCUGUCCCCCGUGGGUGCCCGGUCGCCGUGGGUGCCCGCUGUCCUUGUCCCCCGUGGGUUCCCACGGUCUCCGUCACCGCGGGCUGUCCCACGGUCCCCCCCGCGGUGCCGGGGCUCAGUGAGGAGCGGCCGUGGCGGUGUUUAAUUGGAAUAAAGGCGUUUUUGGGGA
This is a messenger RNA of Haemorhous mexicanus (house finch), 2267 nucleotides long. RefSeq names its product RAR related orphan receptor C (gene RORC). The record is from RefSeq and is a predicted model, not a curated record. The transcript has 7 exons. Gene Ontology annotation, biological process: regulation of transcription by RNA polymerase II. Gene Ontology annotation, molecular function: nuclear receptor activity; zinc ion binding; RNA polymerase II cis-regulatory region sequence-specific DNA binding. The coding region runs from base 64 to 1950 and encodes 628 amino acids. NCBI's taxonomy places the organism in Eukaryota, Metazoa, Chordata, Aves, Passeriformes, Fringillidae. Gene Ontology annotation, cellular component: nucleus.